GAGUUUUCAAGCAAUACAGCUUCCAAAAUACAAUUUGGAAACAGAAUUGUGUUACUGAAGGUGUCGGAAAUGGAUGGCGGAAAUAGAUGGCACCUUCAGAUCCUCUGAAGACCGUAUGCGAAAGUCGACAUCCGACCAAGAAGAAGGGAGAGCUGCUCCAGUCAGAAGGGACAUCAUAAGUGCAGCCAUUCCACUGCCAAAAAUUGGAAGAAUUUUUUAACACUGGGAGAAAACAAGGCCGACCUAGCCCGCUUUCUUUCUCAGGAAGUUCUUCAAUAUGUCUUUGAGGCCAUCGAAGUUGUUGUUUCCGGAGGACUCAUACAUGAAGACGAUGUGCGAACAACCAACCCCGAAUCCGAUGUCAGUGCCCUCGCAGCGACACAUGAAGAGGCCGAUACACGCGUUGUACUACAUGCUGUCCACUCUGAUGCUGAUAUCGUCGUUAUGCCCAGGAAUACCGACAUUUGUUUGCUGUUGAUCCAUCACUUCGACAAAAUGACCAGUCCUAAAGUGUGGAUGAUGAGAGGCACAUCGAGAGAAAGGAAGUACAUGAGAUUUGCAAAAUUCUUCCUAAUGCUCAAAAAAAGAACAUCUUGGCGUUCCACGCAGUUACGGGUUGCGACUGGACGUCUCACCUUGCAACGAUAACGAAGAAAGCAGCAUGGAAAGUCUUCAAUGGAACAGCCUGCCAACUUCUGGACAAGUUAGGCCAACUCCCUCAUUAAAGUCGAAUGCAGAGAAGUUUCUCGUAUAGCUCUAUAGGGGGGCCAAAGAUGUAUCUAGCGGCGAUGAAGCCAGAUAUCAGCUUUUCGGUGUUGAAAAAAAGCCCGAGGAUUUACCUCCAAUAAGCGAUGCGCUGCAACUACACCUCAUAAGAUGCCAUUAUCAGGAGAACGUGUGGGAAAAUGCUCAUCCUGCCCGACCGGUGGUAAUGGAUUCUGAGUCAUAUGGGUGGAGGCUUCACCAAGACGAGUACAUCCCCAUCCUCAUGACCUUUGAGCCCGUCCCCAAAGCCUGCACGGAUAUUCUUACCUGCAAUUGUUCGUCCCACCGCCUGACAACAAUGUGCACAUGCAAGAAGAAUGGACUCACUUGCACCAAGUUGACCCACCGCUCUCACCAAUGUCUUAACUCAUUAAAAGAGUGA
Messenger RNA from Ceutorhynchus assimilis (cabbage seed weevil), 1147 nucleotides. The record is from the annotation of a GenBank genome assembly. Lineage: Eukaryota; Metazoa; Arthropoda; Insecta; Coleoptera; Curculionidae.